UUCGGACACACUCAAAGCACUAUCACGGCACAGCCAACACUUCACAGAAAAAGUUUUUAAACAUUUUAUUUUUUAAAGCAUUCUAUCAUGUGUAUUCUUCAUUUUUGCGAUCAUUCUUUGAAAGAGGAAGCAUUUUAUUGCAUUGCGUUACAAUUUACAAGGAAUAUAUUAACUACCUGAAAUCAUCUUAACUCUUUACCGCAGUACACUUUUUCAUACAACCACAAACAAAUAAGGAGGCGUGGCGUGUCUGCUAAAGGAGAAAGGGGGUGGGAUCAUGGUGGGAUGCAUGGAAUAUAGGGUUUAUUCACAUUUUUUGAUUGAUUUCUUAUUGAUAUACUUUGAUUCUGCCUAACAUACAAAGUGACACUAUUUUAUAAUAUUUCAUAAUCGUUUAUUAAAUCACAUUUUACAUAUUUUAAGGAUUUUUUGUGUACCAAAUUGUCAUUCUAACCCUCAUGUUUACUUGUUUUUAAUACUUUUUCAAUUUUAUUUGGUGGUGAGGAAGUGUUGAAUGCAUUUUAUUCAAUCAUAUGUGUCUUUUACUUUACUUAAAAAUUUUGAUCUUAUUGUCAGUGACGUGUUUAGUUGUUAAUUCAUGCACUGUGGUAGAUGGGUCUUGAUUGUAACUAGCAAAAAUGUUCCUCGAGUACUCAACUAUUGUGGCUCUUGCAACUGCAACAUUUAUAUUGUUUUUAAAAAACAGAAAUAAUGAUAAAAAAAUUCAAGAGCAUUGGAAUGAUAUUGAAAAAAUUGCUGUAUUUAAAAAGUUACAACAGAAAUACCUAUUUGUUUAUUUGCUUGCAACAUUUUCUGACUGGUUGCAAGGCCCUUAUGUAUAUCGUCUUUAUCAUGAGUAUAACUUUGAUGACUCUGUGAUAUCAAAGCUAUUUUUAGCCGGUUUCUUGUCUAGCUCUCUCUUUGGAUCUGUUGUUGGUCAUUUGGCAGAUCGGUACGGUCGAAAGAAAUUAUGUAUCCUGUUUUGUCUAUUGUAUGCUUUCUGCUGUUUUACAAAGGCAUUCCGGUCUAUUUGGAUUCUCCUAUUGAGUCGAUUUUUGAGUGGUAUAGCCACAUCAAUUUUAUUUUCUGCUUUCAAUGCUUGGUACAUCCACGAGCAUAUUCAACAUCUCCAGCUUCCUCCUGAAUGGAUGAAUGACACCUUUGCCAAAGCCACUUUUUACAAUGGUCUGUUGGCUGUUGUAGCUGGCUUUGUGUCUAGCAUUGCGGCAGACUUGUGUGGCUGGGGCCCUCUAGCUCCUUUCAUGAUUGCUAUUCCAAUUCUCCUCACUGCUUGCAUGGUGACCUCUGUGUGCUGGGAAGAAAACUGUGGACUGGACUCUACAAAAUCCUUUACAUUUAGACACACUACCUGUAAAUCAAUACAUUUAAUUUUUUCUCCAAAAGAAAAAACUUUGCUUCAUCUGGGGAUAAUCCAGAUGUUCUACGAAUCAGCAGUUUACACUUUUGUAAUUGCGUGGUCACCUAUCCUACUACCUCUGAAUUUUUCCUUAGGACUUGUAUUUGCUGCCUUCAUGUUGAGCAUUAUGCUAGGGUCAAUUAUUUACUCCUCAAUAAUGUCGAGUGAGCUAACAUCCCCAGAAAAUAUGUUAAGUUUAGCAAUGAAAAUGGCGACAGUCUCAAUGACAGUAGUUGCUAUCCUCACAGCUUUAGACACUUCACAAAUAAUGACACAAAUUUGUUACGUGGCAUUUCUAGUUUUUGAGGUAUCAGUGGGAAUGUAUUAUCCUGCUUGGGGUUACCUAGCCGGCCGUACUGUUCCGGAAGACAUACGAGCAAGUGUUGUGUCUUGGUUCAGGUUACCUAUGAAUAUCUUGACAUGCAUUUGCCUUCAGUGGACAUGGUUAAACAAGAAUAACACCAAGUCAAAUCUUACAGCAGCAUCAAUGUAUCAUUCAUCUUUUGUCAUGUGUGUAGGACUUCUUUUAAUUGCUUGUUGGUCUAGUCAGAGAUUUGUUACACAUUACUUACAAAAAUAUGGUGGCUCCUCAAAUGGAGUUGUUUAGAUUUAACAAUUCAUUACUGCAUUUAUUUACAACUGUUUUAAAAGACUGUUUUCUAUCUGUGAUAUUUGGUGUGUUUGGCAGGAAAAAUCUCAGCAACUGUAGUCUGUAUGAGAUGUAAGGGUAUGUUUGUCUGCAAGUAAAAGUUAUUAGCUGUUUAUAAAAUGUAAAGUUCCUCUAUCAGAAAGGAAUUCAGGGUUGAAUAAAAUCAAAUCAGUAAGAAGGGACAAA
Messenger RNA from Frankliniella occidentalis (western flower thrips), 2252 nucleotides. Its product is annotated as molybdate-anion transporter. Gene Ontology annotation, biological process: molybdate ion transport. The coding region runs from base 639 to 2024 and encodes 461 amino acids. The transcript is spliced from 4 exons. NCBI's taxonomy places the organism in Eukaryota, Metazoa, Arthropoda, Insecta, Thysanoptera, Thripidae. Gene Ontology annotation, cellular component: membrane. Gene Ontology annotation, molecular function: molybdate ion transmembrane transporter activity. The record is from RefSeq and is a predicted model, not a curated record.